Molecule: messenger RNA, 1062 nt
Organism: Aspergillus niger
Lineage: Eukaryota; Fungi; Ascomycota; Eurotiomycetes; Eurotiales; Aspergillaceae
Exons: 3
Coding region: 1-1062 (353 amino acids)
Molecular function (GO): double-stranded RNA binding
Source: RefSeq, a predicted model, not a curated record
AUGAUCCCACCACCUAGUAUCAAGCUGAUUUACGACAAUCAAUGCGGCCUGUACCCUAUACUGGCCAUCCCAGCGUCUAUGGUUGACUCUCACUUCCCAUAUCCUCUGUGUGCUUCCAAUUGCAGACGCAAACAACAAUGGGUACCCGACUUGACCCCAUCACUGCCGCGUGUUCCGUUUAUCCAAGGACACCGCUACACCGUCCGAGCAACAGAGGGUCCGAUCAACCAAACGACCAACCACCAGCUGGAGAGUAUGGGCGAGCCCGAACGAGGCAAUUUAAAGUCAGUGCUCGACUCAAACACAAGUACACUCACAAUGACCUACUCAACCACCCCCAUCGACGUUCUCCGUGACGCUGAACGCGUCUUCGAAGUGAUCAAAAACCAAGGCAUCGCCCUCAUCCCCGGCAGCAUCGGCUACGGCCUAGUCGCCAGCGACCCAGCAGCCCUGGACCGGCUCUUCACGACGAAGCGCCGGAAACCACACAAGAAGCACGCCAUGAUCGGAAGCUACGCGCUCCACCAAGAAAUCCACGUCCUCCCGGCCCGCGAAGAGUCCAUGGUUCGGACUCUAACCGUGGAUCUAGACGUGCCCGUCGGCGUUGCGGCCCCGUUUCGGGCCGACCACCCAAUCAUCCAGAAACUCGGCCCUGAGUUGCUCUCGCGCUGCACGCACGACGGCACCCUCUCCAUGCUAGUAAAUGGGGGACCCUUACAGGAUGAACUCAUUCGAUUGUGCCACGCUGCGGGGCUACCCCUGCUCGGUUCAUCGGCUAAUAUCUCGGGGUCGGGGAUGAAGGUCCGCCUUGAGGAUAUUGAGCCUGAGAUCGUGGAGGCCGCGGAUAUCGUUAUCGAUUAUGGCAAGCGCACGUUUAGUGUGCCGCGCGCGUCAUCGACGAUCAUCAACUUUCGGGAUAUGAAGCUCGUGCGGUAUGGCGCUUGCUAUGAUGUAAUUCAAGACGUAUUGAGGAAGUUCUAUGGGGUGGAGCUGCCGGAGGAUCCGGGCAAGGACGAGUUGUUUUCGGGACAUAUUGAUGUUCAGCAGGCGACUGUGUAUUGA